Messenger RNA from Condylostylus longicornis, 7628 nucleotides. RefSeq names its product probable serine/threonine-protein kinase DDB_G0282963. The record is from RefSeq and is a predicted model, not a curated record. Lineage: Eukaryota; Metazoa; Arthropoda; Insecta; Diptera; Dolichopodidae. The transcript is spliced from 4 exons. The coding region runs from base 115 to 7497 and encodes 2460 amino acids. Gene Ontology annotation, molecular function: protein dimerization activity.
UGUAAACAAAACAUCACAUCAUAAAAUGAUUACUCUUAUUUUUACUUUUGAAAAAUAAAAUAAAAUGAAGAUUAAAUACAGAUUUAUAGAAUUAGUUGUAGUUUAAAUGGUGCGAUGACUAAAAAGCCUUCAGAAAAAAAUAAAGCAUGGGAAAAAGAGAGACGUGAUCGGCUUAAUAAGUCUUUUGAAAACUUAGCAAAAUUGUUACCAAAUUACGAUCCAUCAAUAACAUGGACUAAAAUCGAGAUUAUUCAAAAAUCAAUCGCCCAUAUCGAACAUUUACAUCAGAGAACAGAAAAAUAUAUAGCUGCAAAAGACCCUGAACUUUUAAAUAAUCAUAAAGAAUUGACGGAAGUACUUAAACGUUAUCAAAUAAGAAAUCUUCAGCUUUCCGAAUUGUUAAAAGCCGCAAAUAUAACUUUACCCCCAUUUAAUUUGCCAAAAUUCUGUGGAAGUAAUUCAAAAAUUUAUGAGCAAUUAAAGGAACUUGAAAAUAAUAUUGAAAAUAAUGAAAAUAACAAAACGAAAACGAAUGAUGAAAAUGUUUGUAACACAAAAAUCAAAAGAAGGGCGAAUAUCAAGGAAGAUAAUCUCUUAAAAACAGAUCAAAUUUUAAAAAUAAAUAACAAUAAAGCGACUGAACAUGACAAUAUAAUAAAAAAAACGAAGUUUGUGAAUUCAAAACAAGACGUUGACUCGAGCGCAAUUCAAAGUAACAAAAAUUUAGUGGAUAUUUCUAAAGAAUCCGAAAAAUUUCCUUUGAAUGCUGAUCUUAAAUUUGCGGAAGCAAAUUCUAUAGAUGUUACAACUUCAUGUACUUUAAAAAGUUCUGAAAAUAUUACCGUAAAUUUAUCAACUCCUAUAUCAAUCACAUCAACUGAUAUAAAAUAUGACUGUAAUCCUAAAACUCUUAUUUCAACAUCUACAGCAUCGCCUAUGAAAAAUGUCGCAAAUUUAGUAAAAAGUCCAUUACAAGCUCAACAAAAUUCAGUUGUAUUGUCAACUGAACAAAUAUCAGUUCCAUUCAUUACACUACCUCCAGGUAAUUUGCCAACAAUUAUAAAAUUUGAAAAUCUAUUAAACUCACAUGAGAAAAAACUUAUCGCAGAUGCAAAUACUAAACCACAAACAGGCAUAAAAACAAUUAAAAUCUUGCCACAACCAACUGUUAAGUUAUACUAUCCGAGUGUUGAUGGAAAAAUUCCAAUUCCACCUAUCAGAAAAAAAACUAUUAUUAAAACCAAAAAAGUACGCAAAAAAAGAAAACCCGAAAAUAUCACAACUGUUUUAAAUAAUGCUAAAAAAAUUAAAAUCUUCGAAGAAGAAGAAAACACUUCCCAAGAAAAAAUUGAAGUAACGAAAGAAAUAAACGUCGUAACAAGUUUGUCAGCGUACUGUAUUGAAAAAUUAUGUGAAAAUGAUAAAAACAUACAAUCAAAUACGAACACAAAUGAAAAACGAAAUGAAACUAAUACAACAUGUGACAAACUAAUUGAAGAUGAAGAAAGAGUUUCAGCAACGUCAAAUAAACAAAUUUCAACUGAAAACGAUGCUCCUGAUAACAAAACAGGAAUUAUAGAAAAAUUAAAUGAAAAUGAAUCAAUAAAAGAUAAAUCGGAUGAAAAAAUCAUUGAAAACGCUGAUUCAAUUCAAUUGAAACUUCCAAAUGUCAAUGCACAUAUCAGAACGGUAUCACCAACAGCAGCGUUCCUAAAAUCUUUUCCAAAGGUUGCCUCUGCAUCAAAAAAUGAUACAGAUAUUGACAAAGAUGGAAUUUCCAUACCGAACCAAUCAUACUCCGGAUUUUGCAACCUUGCUGAAAAUAAUAGAACAAAUACUUCGAGUAUUUCAAAAUAUAAUGAUAAAAAGAGUGAAAAACAUGUGAAUGAAAAAGAAGAAACAAAGAAACCUGACUUACACAAAGUAGAAUCUGCUUUUUCAACUGUUGAUGAUAUUGCAAAUUCAAAAAAUUUUAGUUUGUCUGAAAAUAAUUCAAUUAUAGUUUCGUGUGAAAAUGAGCAACCUUUAAAAUUAAGCAGUGUUAAUAGUCUAAUUACUACAUUUGCAACUAGUAUUUCUACACAAGUGAAAAGCAAUGUUGAAUCAAAUUUACUAUAUACCAGAAAUUCAAAACCUACGCCAAUAUUUUCACCUUACUUUGACGAACCAAUACCAAUAUCGUCCACUAAAAAUAUUCCCGUAUCCAUAUCAAAUUUAAACUUAUCAACUCAAGGUCCAAUAUGCACUCCAUUGCCUUUAGAAAAUACACAAAAGAAUAAAAAAAUUGAGAAGGCACCUCCUUUCAAUUUUUCAAUUCCUUCAAUAGCUUCCCACACUGUUCCAGAGGAAAGUAAAAAUGAUUGUAAAGGUUUAGCAGAUAAAAUUGAAGCUAAAAGUGUUAAAGAAAAUUUAGAACUAAAAGAAAAUAUUGAAAAUAAAAUUAAUAAAACUAGGUCAAGUAGUGAAAUCCCGAAUAGAUCUUGUCCUACAUCAACUAAUUCUUUAGUAUCAGAUUUAUUUUCGUAUACACCUUUAACAUUACCAAACAUGUGGAGUUCUAUUACCACACCUGUUACACAUUGUAUUACAGAAUCAUCACAUACUAAUUAUACAAAACCGUUUUAUCUAGAUUCUUUGCCGGUAUUUAAUCCAAAUUUAGGGACGACUUCUAUUUCAAAUAAUACAGAAUCGAGUAAAACUUUCGUUUCGAAUGCAGUGAAUUAUACAAGUCCGCCAAUAACAACUGUGACAUGUACUGUUUCUAAUACUGAAAUAAAAACUGUUUGUAAAAAUAAAACAUCACCCCAUGUGCCUGAGGCAGAUAAAGUGUUACAUGUUAAUAUCCAAAAAAGUUUGGAUAAUAAACAAAAUUCAGAAUGUUCAAAGCUUACGUCAUCGAAAAGCAUUAAAAACACUGAAUUAAAUAAUCAGUGUUCAAAUAAAUUAAAUUCAUAUCCUUCGUUUACUUUCUCCCUCACUUCAACUACUCAGUCAUUACCAGAAAUGAAAUCAUCGAUUUCAACGUGUAUUUAUUCUCAGCUACCCGAUUUAAAUUCCCAAAGUUUCAGUAAAUCAGUUUCAUCAAAUACAGCUUCAAGCCUCUCAGCUAACCCAAUCGUAAACACUUCGACCUCAUCUAAUAUUAAUAGUAAUCCGCUAGUCACUUCUAACAGUGUGGGAGUGGCGUAUUCCAAUACACAAAGUACGUUCACAACAUUUUCUAAAAUGUCAAGUGGUAUAACAAGUUUUUAUGAAAAAAACACUGCAAUUUCAAAUAAUACAAUCGAUUCGCAUCUUAUUUUGCCAUCAAAUUCAAAUUCUAAAGUAACUUCUGCAACUUUAUUGCAGCCUAGCUAUAAUAUUUCAACGCUGACUUCUUUGUCUGACAGUUUAGUUUCAAAAACCCAAAACCAUUGUUUAAAUCAGACUGACUCAAAAACUUUUUGUUCUAAUACUUCAAGUAAAGCAAAUUUAUCAAAUAAAGAAUUAUUAAGCGCGCAAACAACCGGAUCACAAUCAUCAGCAACACAUAAAAAUGAGAAGAAAAGCAAAGAGAUUUUAAUUCCCAGUACUAUCAAUAACAAUAAGGAUAUGUGCAAUAUAACAAAAAAUAAUUUAAGGACCAUUGACAGUAUCUUUACAACUUGUCCACCUUAUAUUCCAACUACUUCUAAUAACUUCCCAGCUUUUUCCAAAAAUUCAACAACUAAUGUUAAUGAAAAUUUAAAUGAAAACAUUAUAGCAGAUAAUAAAAAUACAAAAGCAGCUAUUUCGAAAUCAACUAGCCAUACUACAGACACAUUAACUAAGGUUUCAAACAAUACAACAAAUUUAGAAAAAACUAAAUUCAAACCUGAGCUAAUAGAUACUUUAGCACAUUCUAAUAUUUUUCCAAAGGCUUCUGCAACAAGUACUGCAUCUAACACAUCGAGUGAUUUUAAAAUUGAUUAUACUGGCGAUUCUGUUAAAAAAUCUUCAAAUUUGAAUAACGUUAAAGUUCCAAAUGCCGAUAUUCCACCAUGGACUUUGAAUAUUCAGAACAACCUUUCAAAUAAUUAUGUUGGUUUUGAAAAUCCUUUAUGCUCGUAUUCUGGAUUUAAUUACACCAGUAAUUACGCAUCGCAUAUUACACAAUCGGAAUAUUAUUAUCCAACGAAAGUUUCAGAAAAACAGAAUAAAACUCUUAUCUCUGAAAGUAAUCAUCCAAAUUCAUUUGAUAAAACGGGAAGUAAAGGGAAAGAUAUAAUAUAUUCUGUGACAAAUCUAUUUGAUACAAAGCACAAUGAGGAAGUUAUUCAAUCGAAAAGUAAGGGAAAUUCAAACACAUCAACAUAUUCCCCUCAGGUCAGUUCCAAAACUUUCAAUGCAAAUAAUAAAUGUGAUGCAACACAAAUUCAAACAUCCGAUUGUACUCUCCCUGAAUUACCUUCGUCAAAUAUUAGUACUAUGGUAGGAACCCCACCUUUCAAGAAUGUAAAAUCCACAUCAUCAACGUCGACGAUAUCUUCAUCCCGUUCAUCUCUUACUCAAAACUUUACAAUGAAAGCAUCUGAAAAUAUAAAUUCUAAUUUUAUAAAAUCCAAUUUUGUCAGCAACGGGAAUUCUAAAGCUGACCUAAUUUCAAUGGAGGACAGUAAUUUAUCAAAUUCUAAACAGAAAUUAGUAUCAAAAUCAAAAAUGAAAUCAAAUGAAAUUUCGACAAAAUUAACCGCCAAUAAUUUGGAGGUGAAUUCGAAAAAUCCAAUAAUUCAAAAUAACGAAGUAAACAACAAAAUUUCGAAUAAUAUCUCAGUGUUUAACACUGCAAAUGCUUCGUUAACUACUUUGAAUUCACAUAAAGUUUCUCAAACUACUAACACUAUUACGAAAUCGAACGAAUUUCUCACAAACUUUGAUUCAACUAAGAAUUUAAAUUUACCUUCUACUAAAGUUACUUCUGAAGGGUCUGGUAAUAAGGAAAGUUUUGCCGCAACAAAAAAUAAACCUUCAACAUGUCUUUAUGGUUCAAACUUUCCUAUACAAUCUCAUGAAUUUUCAACAAGCAAUAUGCUAUAUUCUUCAAUUAAUAAUAAUUUAGGAAUGAACUCGGAGUCUUAUUCUAAUAAAUAUCAAAAAGAAAAUAUGGACCCUAUAAUUUCAAACUCCAACAGCUUUGCAAAUAAUACUUAUUCUUCUUCGAAUCAUAGUCUUUAUGCCAAUUCAAAAAAUUAUUAUUAUCCUAUUCAAGGGGAAAACUGUAAUUCUUAUAAUAAUUAUUCAAUGACUCCUAUAAUUUCCCAAUCAAAUUCAUACAAUUUGGAUCAAACGAAUAACAAUUCUUGUUUAAUUUCUUAUCCUAAUUUAAAGACUGAUUUGCCUUGGAUGGCGGCACCACCACCGACCAUUUCACAAACUUCAUUAUCUACUACUGAUUACAAUGCAUUUACUUUUAGUCUUACACCGACAACAAGCUCUUAUGUUACAACAAGCAAUCAUUAUGCUACAACUAAUUUUUCAUUUUCUCUUACAACACCCAAAACAUCGUCUUCAGUAACUAGUAUUAAUGAUAAAAUAAAGAAUUUUCCUAGUAAAACAGGUUUUUACGAUCAAACUGCAUCUUCUUUUGAUUUCGGUUUGGGUUUUAAUACUGUAAAACAUCCUGCAACAGAACCAACAAAUUUUCAAUUUUCUUUACAAAAAUCCCCAAACAAAAAUAAUUCUAUUACAAAUAGUAAUGUAGAAAAAUCUAACUACAAUUUUUCUAUUGAUUCUCAAUUAAAUUCAAAGAAUCCAAUUAUUCAAACUAAUUCAGUAUCACGAAAUGAAAUUAAUUCAAAUAAUCAAGAAUUUAAAGUACCAAGUACUAUUAAAUCAAAAAAUAAAAUUGCAUCCUCUUCAAUUAAAACUGAAAAACGAACACAAUCAAAUCAGAAUAAAAGUUAUUAUGACUGUGAAAUGAAUAGAACUAGUUCAACAAUUAAAACAUUACAAAAAAGUACAAUAAAUUGGAUGACAACUGGCCCAAUUUCCUCACAAUCUUCCUCAGAAUGUAAUCCUUCAGUAUAUCAAGAUUUUAACAAUACCUUUAACGUUUCAAAUAACAACAAUGAUUUCCAUAAAAAAUCAAAUUAUUAUCCUUCAAUAGAUGAAAAUUUAGUUACAUGGUCUCCAAGUAAAAUUUUUGAUCAGUCUGUUCAAAAUUAUAACAAUCAGAAUAAUUAUGGAACUUCUAAUGAUUUUCAAAUUGAUAAUGAUGUUAAUAAUUAUUUAUCUAAUUCCUCUGGUAAGCAGAUUAAAUCAGAAAAAUCAUCUUCUAAAGAACAAAAUACAAGCAAUAAUUUUUUUUCAAUUAAACAAUUUGUUGAUCAAACAUCUUCUUCAGUUUCCAAUGAAACUGGUCAAAAAAUUUUCAAUAAUUACCAUAAUACACAUAACCAACAGCAACAAAACCAGCAGAUUGAUCAAAAUCAAAUAAAUUCUCAGCAAAAUGAAAUGCUUAAAAAUAAAAAUGAUAUUGUAAAUAAUCAGAAAAAAGUUUCCCAAAAUAAAUUGAAAGAUGUAAACUAUAAGGAAAAUAUAAAAACUAAUUCCCAUAAUCAAAUUAAAUUCGAUGAAUCAAACGUAAAUCAACAUUCGAAUCAACAACAACAUCAAUCUCAAAAAAUAUAUUCAAAAUCAAAUCAAUCAUUAAGUUGUAAUUAUUCAGCUGAAUCACUUAUAUCGAAAAAAGAGAAAUCUUCAAAGAUUUUACCUCAAAAUUGUGAUACUACCUUUGAUAAUAAUACCAGUUUAUAUAAUCCAUGUUUUAAUUCUUUAACACAAACUUCUGAAUUAAUUGAUCAACAAAAUUAUAAUACAAAUUAUUUUUCAUCAUAUUCAUCAAGUAAUAAUAAUCAUUUAACAUCUGAAAUUGAUUAUUUAGGUGCAAGUAUUUUACAUUCAACUGAUUUCAAUAAUGAUUCAUAUAACAAAUCUAAUUCUACAGCAUUUCUAAAAGAUACAAAAAAAUCAAAUUUUAUUUCAAAUUAUUCAACAUCAUCUACAAUACCAUCAUCACAUUUUCCACAUUCACAUCAUAUUUCAUAUGAAUCAACAAAUUAUUUAAAUGUUCCUCCAUUAAUUUCGUCUGGCACAACAAAUGAAAAUUGUGAAUCCUCAUCAUAUUCAUAUAAUAAUAAUAAUAAUAAUAAUAGUAAUACUAAUAGUAACAAUAAUAAUAAUAGUUCAUUUAUUAAUAAUUCAACGGCGACAGUAACCAAUAAUUAUCAAUAUAAUAGUUGGCAUAAUAGUUCAAAAUCAAAUGUCAUUGGUUGUUUACAAAAUAAUUGCAAUACAGGAUUAAAUGUACAAUUUCCACAACAACAAAAUUUAAUUAAUUCAAAUUUAAAUACUGAACAGAUGCCAAUAAAUACACAUUCCCAAAAUGCAUCAGUUGGUAAUUUACCAAAUUUUAAUUUGAGUUCAAUAUGUCCUGAAAUAAAUGAUAAGGUUUGCUCUAAUAAUAAUAAUGUUUGGUAAAUGUCUUGCAAUACUUUAUCUUGAAAUUCAAUUGAAACUUGUUUUGUUUUUUUUUCGAACUGUUUACUGUAAUAAAUAAUUAAUAAAUUUUAAUUUAAUUCUAAUAUAUAUUUGUAAAUAAUAAAUUAAUA